AUGGAUGUUGAUAUCAGCAAUUAUGAUAAUAAUAACAAUAAUAGUGAUAAUAAUAGUGAAGAGAACAUUGAUAGCAAUGAUAAAAACUAUAAUAAUAAUGGUAAUGAUAGUAAUAAUAAUGUCGGAGAGUUUGAUAACGACAAUGUCAACUAUUAUUGUGCAGUUGAGACUGAUGAUGUUGCUAAUCAUAAAAUAUCAAGUCAUCCAUCUCAAUUAUCCCAGAAAUCUUUGGAAAGUAAUACUUCUCGUAUAAUCUCUGAUUAUGAAGAUGAAAUGCCAAAACAACAAGUUCCAAAAAUUGAUAUAAUGACACCAGAACUUGCUGCGGCUUUGGAUAGAGCUAACGUGACUAGUAGGAUGGCGACUUACAUUAUUGCUGCUUUAUUAUCUUGCUUGAACAUUGAUUGUGCAAGCGUAAACUUUAGUCAUGUGACUAUUCACUAG
This is a messenger RNA of Cotesia glomerata, 444 nucleotides long. RefSeq names its product probable basic-leucine zipper transcription factor O. Bases 1 to 444 code for a protein of 147 amino acids. Lineage: Eukaryota; Metazoa; Arthropoda; Insecta; Hymenoptera; Braconidae. The record is from RefSeq and is a predicted model, not a curated record. The transcript has a single exon.